GGCGUAGUUUCGGGAUCCGCGUUACAUUGGGAUGACUUCAUUUGAUUCAAGUGGCUACUGUAUGUUUGUAAAGAUAAUUGAGUAUAUAUAUCCAGCGUAUGAAUUAUACACCUGCAAGGCAUACAAUUCAACAUUGACUUCGGGAUGUCUAGUAAUACAUUGCUAAAAGCUCAAAAAAGUGGUGAUCUGAUAAUUGGAGCUGAUAGUGUACGUGCUUGCUUCAUCAUAUUUAUCUGCUAUUGUCCAGUAGGUGUACCUUUUUUGUCAAAGCAUAUUGUACAUUUUUAAGUGUCACAACCCAGCUGCAAACACUGAGUGCAUUUUGACAUUUUUGAAUAAUUCCCGAAACCAACUUCAGGCGUAGCUUGAAAUUCUUGGGCACGUCUCCAAAAUGAAGUGUACUUAUUAGGAUCACAGUCUUCAGGAAGCUAACAAACAGUUGCAGAUCUCGUAUUCUACUACAGCAUCCACGCAUGCAAAUUGUAUCCCCGUACACUAUUUACUGCCUGUCAUGAUGCUUUUUUUUCGGAACUUUGGGUGCACUGCAGAAAAUUCGGCAAAUAUGGGUGCAAAGCAAACAAUUUGGGUGCAUUUUGACAAUCUUGGCAACUUCAGGAGAAAUUUUUGACAAUUUAGGGAACGAGGAUGCAUUGUCUUCAGUCAGCUCAAGGUUUUUCUGCUGUUUUUCCCCAGAAAUACCAAAGUGUUUGCCGGCUGGCAAGGUGUAGGGUUAUUACUUGGUCACGCAAAUGAAAAAGAAAUGGCGAAGUAAAAACGGUUACAAAGUUGUGUUGUAAUCCUCAGUCUGAAAUGCUUCUACUCAUGUUGCUAUAUGGUAAUAUUUUACGACCAAAUGUCUUGUACUUAGGACAGUAUGUUGACAUUUCCGCAAGUCAUGUGUCAUGCUCUUGUUUAUUUUCAGGAUAAUGCUUUCUGUUAAUUACCUCAUGUACUGUUAUGAGUCGUUUCAACCUAAAGUUACACCCUUUUGUCCGAAAUUCUACGUUAACUUGUCUCUGUUACAGGUUAUAAGGUCUUCUUUUCAGCUAGUGUGCUUGCCAGCGCUGCAGUAUUGCUAGCAUUUUAUAUUUGUUCUGAGUUCAUGCGUAAAAAACCACUCAACUUCUUCCUAUUUGUAAUUUCCUGGUGAAGCUAACUCAUCCUACUUUGCAUUUUGGUUUUUACAGAUGAACCAUGUAUAUUCUGAUAAUUUGAAAACUAAUGAUCCAGGUGCUAGUGAUGAAUUUAGUUCCAGAGUUACCAUCCCUCCCAGUCAUAGGUUAGAAUCCGAGCACUUCGAGGAUGAACCCCCUAGUCCUCUAUCACUUCAACAAGAUGGUGUAUUUUCCCUAGUUCAAAGUCCACCCUUUGAAAAUGAUCAAGUGGAUCUCAUCUCACCUGAAAAUAUAACCUCGGAAUUAUCUGUUGACUCAAAAAACCAAACACUAGCAAGUCUCUCCGAGGCUGGUUCCGCUAUUACUGACCAAACAACAGAACCUAUCUGCAAUACAGUUGUUCGGACUUCUGAUCUACACAAUAUGAGUCGGUCAGAACAGGCGAAUUCAAUCUCCAGCGAUAUACCUACUUUACCUUGUCCAGGAACUCGCACAAGUUCUCAGAAAACCACCACAAAAUGUAUGAUAAAUGCAGAAAUUUCCAAACCUGAUGUUCCCUUGACAGUUACACAAACAAAUUUGUCAGUUAUUGCCUCCAGGAAAAGUGUUAAAGAGCUCUAUGGACAACCAAGUUGGUGGGGAGAUGGCGAUAAUGACUAUUCUUAUCCACAUACUUCAUCUUUUGGAAACCAAGAUACAGUAAAACCUGCUAUCGCUUUCCGAAAACGCAGUGAGGAAACUGAAGUAAACUCGACGUCUAACAAAACGUCUACCCGACCUGCUGCUGAGGCCUUCGUUAUAGAAUUUGGUGCUUCCAAGCCUCGUUCAGAACGGCCUGCGUCGUUGUCCGGAAGCCUCAGUCAAUGUAUUCCUCCCAAACUUCGUCAAGGCUUGGAUGAAAGAGAAAGAAAGAAACGAGAGAAACAGAUGGAGUUUCGGAGACAAUCAUCAUCUGGGACAAUGAAUAAGACCACAGUCACUACUUCGAUAGUAAAAUGUAAACCGACAACAACAGUAAGCAAGACUACAGUGAAUAAUGUAAAUGCAGUUCAAAAAACCAGUCAUCGUGGAGCAUUAUCGUCUGCCAAAAGCGCCACAGCACGUACCUCUACUACUACAAAAACAACUACAAAUGUCACUGUUACCACCACUCCUUCACAACCAACUAUAACUCCUAAUAAGUAUACUCGAAUACCUGGAACAACAGUAGAAAAAAGGAACUGCAAUAAACCUACGCCACUAUUACGAAUAGGAAGAAUGGAUUCCAAGUCUAAUCUCACCGCUAGUAGUAAUAAUGCUUCAAAAUCCAAUCUUACUGAUCGUUCUGCGGGAAGAGUCUCUAAUCAAAAUAGUUUCAAAGAACGUACGCAAAUGAAUAGAACAAAUGUUAGGCCUCCGUUUUCAGCUGGUGGACGUCGAAUUUCAACUGGUGCUACCUCUCUCGCGAGUCAACAUACAGCUCCUAGCCAAUUAAAUAACAGUCGAUCCAAAACUUCACUAACAACUCGUGGUUCAACUGCCCCAGUGUCAAAUAGAUGUCUAGCCAGUUCCCGUUCUAAUCAACGUGGUUCAUCAUCAUCUGCAACUAGACAAACAAUUACAAGGGGGCUUGGUACAACUCGUGGUUUUAUGACACCAACAACAAGUUCAGAUGCAAAACAAGUAAGGACUAGAGAGUCUAUUCGAUCAGUGCCAAAUGAAAGUCCUAUAUCUUCAUCCCCCAAGUGCAAUUCACGUCGGACAUAUGAAUCGCCUAUAGGAAAUAGUGCUAAAAAGCCUAUCACAAGUACAUUUCUACGUCGUGGAACUGCUCAUGGUCGUCCUGGUAUCGGACAUAAACUAUCUACCGAUAACAUUAAUCAGUACUCUAGUUCGAAUAAAUCGUCAACUCGUAUUUCCGAUCUAACUGCAUCUGUAGUUGCUGCUAUCGAAGCUUACGAUGAUCCAAAAGCUUAUUUAUUCUAUCGAAUGUUCCAAGGUUCCGAAGAAAUUGAAGCCACUACUGAUGGUAUAUUUCAAGCAUUUUCAACGUACUCGCCAAACUUACCUGAGUUGAACUCAAGACCACUUUUGAACUUCGAAUCAACCAAUUAUGAAAUUGAUGAGCCAUUAGCUGCUUCUCAGACGAACUUAGCAGAUGAAUCAAAAGAGCAUUCAUCAGCUGCCUCUUCGAAUGUGCGAAAAAAGCGUUCUGAACCGGUUAUAUUACCAGAUAAUAAUGCAAAAUAUCGGCAAGGUACGACUGAUUACCGAACAGAUUCGACAACCGCCUCAAAGUCAUGGCAUAAGAGGAUACAAGAGAAUUCUCAGCUUUCUGAAUCUGAAGUCCAUAAAAACCAGAUAGCACCAAUUACUUCUACGACUUCAGGUCAUGUUCAGGGAGUUAUAGAAUCUUAUGUUUCAUCUGGUAAUAAAGUUCACGUUGAAGCAGUUGAUGGUGAUGUGGUAGAUCCAAUGAAUAUGUCGUUACUAGUCAGCACUUCAGUCACUAGUCUAACACCAAGUCAAACAGGAACUUAUGUUAUUGAUGUUGAUGAAAAUACUGGUGACCAGUGUCUAUCACAACAUUUGGAUGAAAAAGAUGUAAGUUUUCACAAGGAAUGCGAUCUGUCUACUCCUCGUGGAAGCCCUGUAAGAGAAGUUAAAGGUGAUGGACAAUUAAAACGCCCACCUGGAAGUAAUUUAUCAAACCAGCAAUCAAGAAAGCUUUCGUCUCAUGUAAAAGGUUUUAAAAACUCCAUGUCGUCUUCGGUUGAGCAAAUACAAACAUGUUUACCUUUGUCAACACUACAAAAUACACGAAAUAAAAGAUUGAACUCUGAUCACGAAGCUAUUCCGUCGUCAGAUUUGACUAAAUCUCAGAUAACUGAAAAAUCUGUACACCUUUUGCAGACUAGUUCAACUGUAUGUCUGAUUGAAAAGUUGGAUGAUAAUCAAGAUGAAAACGAUAUAUUGCAUGUAGCAGGUAGCUGGGAUGAUUCUGAUCUUCUCGGUGCUUCAUCGAUUAGCUUAACACCAAGUCAUACAGGUACUUAUGUUUUAGAUGUAGAUGAUACAUUAGCUGCUCAAGGUGUACUGCCUGUUGUUAUUCACAAUCAUGAAGCCCUGACUUCACUAGCCAGAUCUGGUUUGAAUACUACUACUCGUCCUGAGUCGAUAAGAAUCCAUGCCGCUGAAACUCUUACUCCUAGGGGCAGCCCUACUGCUACAGGGAAAUUGUGGGAUGUUGCAGAAACUGAAGAAGGUAAUGAAGAUUCAUUGUUGGUUGCAUCGAAUGAAGUAACAGGGAAUAUGUUUACACAGCUUGAUGAAAGGGUAAGAAAAUCCGAAAUAUUGGAUGAAUAUGAUAAGGAACUAGGUGCAAAAUUUACUAUCGAAUCUUUAAGAGCUGAGUUUGAAGAUACUUAUAAAUUACUUCCUUCACCUGUCCAACUACUUGGGGCCAGCGCUGUAGAUUCAUCAUUUUCGGAAUCAGAAUCACGAACAUCACAAAUGAAAUCUACUGUCUAUCCGAUACAUACGAUGUCCACUCGAUCAAUUCCACUAAUAAACACUUCAAAUACGCCUGUACAGUAUGUGGCAUGUGGUGUCAAAUCAACACCAACUAAUUUUAAUUUUGUUUCAUCAAGUUGUGUACAAAAUAAUGGUAUAAUCUAUUCACAGCAUAAUAACACUGUCUCGUGUACAAAUAAUGAUGGAAAAAAUUCAAAUAUUCGUGCUUACACAAAUGACAGCAGUUCACAUCAAACAUCUAUUGGUUUAAAAUUACCUGAUCGUUCUUCAUCGAACUCAUCUUCGAACACUCCGUCUACAUCCUCUUCAUAUUCUAAUAAUGCUUCCAAGUAUAGAACGAACUUAUCCAAUGCACUUGAUCUAAACAAACAGAAUAUUCAACGUUUUGUCUUUAUGCCCAAUUUAAACUGUAAUGAGGAAUCUCACUCCUUAUGUAGUUAUGCAAGACGAAGGAACUCUGAAUCCCAUGAAUAUUCAGAAUUGUUGCCUAAUAAUAUUGUGACUUCCACUGGUAAUCAGUUUUUGAACCUAUCAGCGAAUAUUGGGAACAGCCACAUUACCAUCAAGAGACGGGAUAAUCGAACAACUGAAGAUGUACAUCGCUUCACCGGUCAUACAGUAAUGACUACAGCAACGACUACGACAUCAAUUCGGCAUCCAGAUACAAUGAAUCAGUUAUUAGCACGUUUACAUUCAGUGCCUACUUCUUAUAAGUCGCGAUCGAAUGAAAUUCAAAAUAUGGUUCGCACUCACUCAUGCAAUCGUCGAAAAUCUCAGUAUUAUCCACAUGGAUCAGCAUCUGUACCGGACCCAGCUUCACCUGUUAGGUCUUGGUCAUCUAUGUCUUCGGGCACUGAGCAUAGUUUAACAAAUCGAAUUGUAUGUCGGACUCGAAAACAACUACGUGAUCAAACUGAUUCAGGUUUCAUUGAGACAAGUGAUGCAGUGAAAGCAGUGGUUUCAAACAAUGUGUUAUCGCAGAAUUCCAGUUCCAUAUUUUUGGGAAAGAAAUCUGAGAAUCUGACUAGUCCAAACAUCUACAAUCGAAAUACCCUGCCACAAUAUGAUGUAGAUGCUCAGUUCAAGAAAUCUAAUGAAAUAGACACACGUACAUAUACUCGUCGAAAGCAUUCACGCUCUGGUGAUCAAAAUGAUCAACAAAAAUGUUGGCCUUCCUUUGAUGCUGAAUCAUAUCAAGCCUGGGUAUCCCAAAUGUCUGAGCUUGCUCGCGGUCUUAAUAGUCUGGCUAGAGAACCGCUUUUUCAGUCAGAUGGAAGCUUUGAAGCAGAAACUAGGGAAGAAUGUGAAGAAAGUGGAUCGCACAUGGCUUCCAGAACCAUUACCCUGCCGUUAUUAAAUAACUCACAAACAAUUCCAACAUUACCAGAUAGCACUACAGGGCCUGGGGUCGCUGAGUUAGAGAGGUCUGCUUUUACUACACCCUUACCUCAUCGUUCAUUGGAAGCAAUGAUAGCUGCUUCGAAUUACAGAAAUCAAUCAGUUCACCAAACGCAAACUGUUUUAAAUCCUGAUGAAUCAAUGAAAGUUUACCUUCCUGUAAUAAAAACUGGAGUUGAUGAAAGAGUUCCACCUUUCAUUCCUUCACCUCAACCAUUCCCAUUAAGUCCGAAUUUCGAUCCAAAUAGCUCUGAUCCAAAUGAAUCCGCAGUAUACUACUCUAUGAUGGUUGAUACAAUACGAUAUCUGUCUAUAAAACUUCGUCAAUUCUCUGACAAAUUAGCUCAUCGAUUAAGCCAUAGUCAACAGCAGUCUACGGAUGGAAACAACACUGAAUUAAGCAGUCAACAACGAAGAGAUGAUAUGCAGUCGUCUACAAAAUAUGCUCUACACGACACUUUAGAAAAUAUGAAAGCUGUUAAUCAACAACUACAAGUGGUUGGCAAGUUGUUAUUUUCGAAUGAUCCUCACAGUGAACUGAAUAACCAAGUGGAUAGUGCCACUAGUUGUGAAUACUUGCAUAAAUUGGAACAGUUGAAUCAAGAACUGCACCGUUUUAUACCCAUUGAACCAGCAACUGUUCAUAAUAGUACGAUUGCUAAUGAAUUUGUUCAGCUGCCUUUUACCAAUGCCCAACCAGUAAUAAAGAUGACAGCAUCAAAGGAGCAACAAAGGUUUGGUACUGUUUCCACGAGUGUCAGCAGCAAUAAUUAUACUACUGAUACUGCUACUGCUGGUUCCACUUUUAACCCACAAUUCUCAAAUAGUACCAUCUUUACUACUAAUGGUCACCAGCCUAAUCUACAGACAAACUCGUCUGAUUUUAUGAAAAUGGAUCAGCCGUACCACUCCAGUACCAAUACAACUCCAAGCACUGGAAAAGGUCUUUUCCAUCAAACGAAACCGACUAGUCAACAUCAGCAUCGUUAUCAUACAGUAACAGUUCGUAAAAAUGAUAAUGUUGGUGACUUUGUUAAAGGGUUUCCCAACCCAUCUAAAGAUCAAAACAGUGCUGCUAUUAGUACUGCUGUAACUGCUCAUCAAACUGGUAUUCCACCUUGUUCUUCGUCGACUACCACUGCCUUUUCCAAACAGUUACUAAGUGAUAAUGUCGUAUAUUCAGCUGAUCUUCCUGGUGUAUCUUUUACUACAAUACUUGCUAGUUACAAUGAUAAUACAAAAAGUGAACAUGAACUACCAGAUGAUGAAUACUAUUAGGAGUAAUUUCUGCAGUAAAUAUAUUCCUACGAGAAGUUGUUUGUACUUACUUCUCAUUUGUGUUGUUUCUUUCCUUCCUGUUUCGCUUUUUUGCUUUUAUUUCAUCCUGGUCUUGUUUCAAAAUCUUAAAAUACAAUCACAACACAAAGAAUCCGGUGAAUAAUGUGCAAUAUCAUUACUAGUACCAUUAUCUUUCGUCAAUCAUAAUAUUAAUCGGAAAUUGGUUUGCUUUUAUGUGUAAUUUAUUUGUAUCAUUGUCUUUCUUAUUAUCUGCUUCUAUACUCCCCUGAUUGAGCAUUCACAUAGCGAAUACUCACAGACACAUAUGAAGUGUGCUUCGCUUAUUCUUCUACAUGAUUUAUUUCAAGCAUUGAUUUUUAUUUUGAUCGAAAAUAUUUUUUCUCAACAUUCGUACCAUCAUCUCAGUCCACUUUCCCUCGACUCCAUUCACCAUAUAAAGGAUAUUUUAAAGAUCACUGCUUUCUGAUAAUAUAUAUUUCCCAGGUUUUUUUUAAUUCUAAUUGUCGCAUAUUCUUUAGUGUAAAUCUUACUUACUUGGAUAUUGAUCUUUUGUUUUGGUAUUUGCAUUCUCUUUUCUCCUAUUUUCUAUAAGAAAGCAAAUACUACUUGAUUGAUUUGUAAUCAUUUAUUUAUUAUUAUUUUAUUUUCGCCUUGCUCUUUUAUUUUGCCCUUUCAUUUAUCCUGCAUACUUCGUGUGUGUGUGUGUGUGUGUGUCGUGUGUAUAUGAUGUACGUGUUGGAGUAAAUGUUAUGCAAUACCACCCAACUACAAUCACUGGUAGCACUGUUACCUUCGACUGGGGAAAAUUUGCCAUGUGAUUGAUAUGCGCAAUGUUUCUGAUUGUGGAUGGAACUUAUACACACCUAGCACAGCUUUCAUUUGUUGACUUCAAAAGAAUAACUACCUUACUUUAUCAAUGUUAUUGUUACCAUUGUCUCUAUGUUCACUUUUGUGACACAUAGUUAUUUCCUUUCGUCACUAUUUUUAAUUAUCUGUUUAGUUACUUGUUUACUAAUGUAGUGCAUUGUACAAAUUAUACGUGAUAUAUAUAUAUAUAUAUAUAUA
Molecule: messenger RNA, 8390 nt
Organism: Heterobilharzia americana
Lineage: Eukaryota; Metazoa; Platyhelminthes; Trematoda; Strigeidida; Schistosomatidae
Source: the annotation of a GenBank genome assembly